Molecule: messenger RNA, 738 nt
Organism: Asparagus officinalis (garden asparagus)
Lineage: Eukaryota; Viridiplantae; Streptophyta; Magnoliopsida; Asparagales; Asparagaceae
Product: protein YLS3-like
Exons: 3
Coding region: 16-543 (175 amino acids)
Source: RefSeq, a predicted model, not a curated record
ACUUGAUGCAAAUUAAUGGAUAUGGUUCAUCACUUGCUUGUGCUUGUGGCUUUAUUAGCCUUGGUCACCCACGCCAGCUCCGACCUGAAGGCCGACCGAGCCGAAUGCUCGAAAAAGCUCGUCGGAGUGGCGAUGUGCCUUCCCUUUGUCCGAGGUGAGGCAAAAUCUCCAACGCAGGAUUGUUGCACGGGGUAUAAACAGGUGACAGCCAAAAGUAUCAAGUGUCUUUGUGUUCUGAUCAAGGACCGAGAUGAUCCUGAACUUGGUUUGAGGAUAAACGUCACCAUUGCAAUUACUCUUCCUGCUAGUUGUGAUGCUCCUACUAAUCUCUCCAGUUGCACCGGUAUUCUGAAGCUUUCUCCAGACUCAAAAUAUGCUAAAGAAUUUCAGCAAUUUGAGAACAUGCUCGAAGAAAAAGUUAAAGUGAAUUCUACAGAAACAGGAGCAAGGGAUGCAGCUGGUGCCAAUGGUGGAAGGAAACAAAGGGCCAUGAGAAUAGAAAUGUUUCCUCUUAUAAUACUUGUGUUGAUCCUAGUCAUGUAAAAUCGGUUUCUUUUCUUUCUCCUACCUUCUGUUAUUUAUACUAUCGUCAGUGUGAUUAGUUGGCCUUCCAUUGUGUUUAUGAUGCUUUUUUGUAUUUAAGCUUGUGGUGUACCUCAUAAAAGAUAGUAGUUAGUUGCCUCAAGAAAUAAUAAUGAUUGUUUUGUUUCUUGAUAAGUUGCUGUUGUUGUUCUGGAA